GAUAGUCAUUCUUAGUUUCAGUUUUCGAGUGAUUAGAUUACGUAGAAUAAGUUUUAGUGUCUCACCAUCAACAUGGAUCGUCUUUAUGAUAUUUACGAUACUCUCAUAUAUAAAUAUGCAGAUCAACGAAUAAUUUCGUAUCCCUUAAUGGGAUCACCUUUUCCAAUUAUUAUAAUAAUGUCUGCUUAUUGGUAUAUGAUCAAGAAUGGUGAAAAAUGGAUGGCGAAUAGACCCGCGUAUAAUAUCAAAUUUUUCAUUCAGACAUACAAUAUUCUACAAGUAUUAGUAUGUGGAUUUCUUGGUAUUAGGGCGCUUCAUAUAAUCUUACAAAGAGACUUAGUCUGCAUAACACAUUUCACCGACUCUGAAUAUGACCUGAAAGUGAUCUUCUACACCUGGUUGUACUAUUUAAUCAAAAUCAGUGAUUUACUAGACACGGUUUUCUUCGUUUUGCGUAAAAAAUUCGCGCUUGUUAGUACAUUACACACCUACCAUCAUACUCUGAUGGUGGUUGGGUCGUACGCGUUGGCGCGGUACCUUCCUGGUGGUGAGAUGGCUGUUAUGGGUACCCUCAACAGUCUGGUUCAUUCCGUCAUGUAUUCCUAUUACUUUUAUUGUCUUUACAAUAACAGCAGGCAGAAUAUCUGGUGGAAGAAGUACAUUACUCAAAUGCAAUUGGGGCAAUUUUGUUUCCUGCUCAUAUUCUACACAUGGAAAUUAUUCUUCGUCAAAAAUUGCGCUUAUCCAAAAUUGUAUCUGGUUUUCGCAAUCAUUCAAAUCCUGGCGAUGUUGAACAUGUUUGGAAACUAUUACUAUAACGCUUUCAUCAAAACAAAACCCGCACAACCUGCGAAGGGCGAGGUGAACAACAAUAAAACAAAAAAAGUCAACUGAUAGACAAAUGAAAUAUUCUCUGUAAAUUAAUAAAUUAAUAUUAAAUAUUUACUAGUA
Messenger RNA from Dalotia coriaria, 951 nucleotides. Its product is annotated as very long chain fatty acid elongase 7-like. Lineage: Eukaryota; Metazoa; Arthropoda; Insecta; Coleoptera; Staphylinidae. The record is from RefSeq and is a predicted model, not a curated record. Gene Ontology annotation, molecular function: fatty acid elongase activity. The transcript has 4 exons. Bases 73 to 894 code for a protein of 273 amino acids. Gene Ontology annotation, biological process: fatty acid elongation, monounsaturated fatty acid; fatty acid elongation, saturated fatty acid; sphingolipid biosynthetic process. Gene Ontology annotation, cellular component: endoplasmic reticulum membrane.